AUGCCUUUGCUGGUCAUUUUCAGCGCUGUGCAUGAAGCACUGUCUUUAUUUUCCGACAAGAGGACACAGUUUUACGAAGAAGAACUCAAAGUGGCCCGCCUCAAGCAGAACAAACUUCAGGUAGAAAUCCAAGUAGCAGAACUGAGGAUAGAGGGAACACGAAUGCUGCCGGAGCUGCAUGGCCGCGAUACAACACAACCACCACCGCAGCGCCUCGCUCCCGACGUCCAUCCACUAGCGAAUCACCUAUUUUUGAUCAAAUGCAGAUGA
This is a messenger RNA of Cylicostephanus goldi, 270 nucleotides long. NCBI's taxonomy places the organism in Eukaryota, Metazoa, Nematoda, Chromadorea, Rhabditida, Strongylidae. The record is from the annotation of a GenBank genome assembly.